Molecule: messenger RNA, 1283 nt
Organism: Eruca vesicaria subsp. sativa (arugula)
Lineage: Eukaryota; Viridiplantae; Streptophyta; Magnoliopsida; Brassicales; Brassicaceae
Source: the annotation of a GenBank genome assembly
UAGAAGAGCAUAAAAAGAAUAGGGAAAACUUGAGUCCCACCCAACUCACUCCCGCUUUCGUUUAGUUUUCAUCACUUUCCAUUCUCUACUCGCUAAGUCUCCUUCUCCACAGAAGAUGGCUACGAUUACUCUGAGGGUUAGAAACUCCAACUUAAUGAAGCACACGAAGAAGAAGAAUCGUAUUAUCUCUCUCAAAGAGAUAUCCAAUCUUGUGAAGAAACCUUCCUCCCACAACGUAACCCUAGAAAAAGGAGGUAGAACCAAUUCGUCCUCCUCGUGGGUUAAAUCUCUCUUACUCGGAAGAGGAGCGUAUGGUUCGGUUUAUCUUGGUACUAGUAGAAGCAAGACACACCCUACAGGUGAACGAGCCAUCAAAACUGCUAAACUUUCUCACGCUUCUACUCUCAUGGACGAAGGCAGGAUUCUUGUCCGUUUACAAUCUCCUUUCAUUGUCCAUUGCUUCGGCGACGAGAUCGCACGCGAGGAGGACAACAACUGUAUGCAAUACAAUCUGAUUCUCGAGUAUUGCUCUGGCAGAACCAUUGCUGAUUUGAUUGAGGAUAAUCACGGGGAGUUGCUUGAGUGUGAGGCCAAAGUCUUCACUAGAGAUGUCUUGUCUGGUCUCACUUACAUCCACGACAGAAACAUUAUUCACUGCGACAUCAAACCCGACAACCUCUUACUCUCUCCUACUGAUCAACGCUUCAGGUCUACAGGCUACUUGACCAAGAUUGGUGAUUUUGGAUUAGCUAUGGAGAAAGGGUCGCUAGAGUAUGGUAACGGAUACGGCCACAAGAGAGGCACCACGAGGUAUAUGGCUCCAGAGCUUAUUGGGCAUGGGGUUUUGGACUUUGGAGCAGAUGUGUGGGCCUUGGGAUGCACAGUCUUGGAGAUGUUAUCCGGAAAAACAGUUUGGGGAGAGUAUGGUGAUCUUGCUUUUGAUGAUUGGGUCAAUCUCAUUGGCCACAGCGAUCGUAUGCCUCAUGUACCCGCUUGGUUGUCUAAAGAUGCAUUAGAUUUCUUGAGUAGAUGCUUGGAGAGAGAUAUUAACAAGAGGUGGUCUGCUCAUUCACUCAAGAACCAUCCCUUUGUUCUGCUAUGAGGAAGGUCGAAGAGGAGAAACUCAAUGAUGUUUAAUGUUCUUCUUUCAACUGUUUGGAACAAUUUUGUGUUAUGUUUUGUCGUAAGUAUUGUAACUGCUACAUGUAUGACUUGGGCUUCUGUUUCUAACUGUUAGUAUAUAGUCUAAUAUGAUAAUUUGUAGAUUAAUUGAAGUCUUCUAG